UGAAUAACAACGACAACAUUUAUUGGCGAUUGCACCUUGAAUUAAACAGACGUUACACAGACGCUGAUCUGCCUGCCAGUCUUAACGAAACACAGCUGGACUUACAUGCAUGAUAGCACUGUGUGCUGCACAUGAUGCCCGUGGACGAAGCCUGGAGGAGGCGGUGUUCCCCGCCGGUGUCAGAGAGUCGCAGUCCCCAACCAUAACGCGGGCGCAGCUCUCGCAAGCAAAGCUGAGCGGCGGGCGAAGCAGCGCGGGAGGCUUCCCGAAGCGGCGACUUGGCGGAUCUUUCGUGAUUGCCCGCCCCGCGCUCCACCCCCGGCCAUGGCCGCUUGCUUCAGGCCGCGGAGCUUUCGAGCGUGGCCAGCCCUCCCCUGCCGCCGCCCUCCGCUGCUCCCGCAGCCGCUGCUCCCGGCCAGGCCGACUGCGGUGGGGCUUCCCGCGGGCGUGCACAUGAGCCGCGCAGGCCCCGGCCCGGCCAUGCUUCCCAGGGCUCUGGCGCGCUCCGAAGGCUUCGUGGGGGGCCGCUGGGUGAAGGCGGCGGCCGCUUUCCCCGUACGGGAUCCGGCCACCGGCGCGGAGCUGGCCCAGGUCGCGGACUGCGGGCCGGCGGAAGCUCAGGCCGCCGUGAGGGCCGCCUACGAAGCCGGCGCCGCCUGGAGCGCGGUCUCCGCCAAGGAAAGAGGUGUUUUGCUUCGUAAAUGGUACAGUUUAAUGAUAGAGAAUAAAGAUGACCUUGCAAAGAUAAUUACCGCAGAGAAUGGGAAACCACUCAAAGAAGCUCAAGGUGAAAUUCUCUACUCUGCUUCCUUCUUGGAAUGGUUUGCUGAGGAAGCUCGACGGACUUACGGUGACAUCAUUCCAUCUCCUGCCAAAGACCGACGAAUUCUAGUGCUGAAGCAGCCGGUGGGCGUUGCUGCCAUCAUUACUCCUUGGAAUUUCCCAAGCGCUAUGAUUACAAGGAAAGUGGGUGCAGCUCUGGCUGCUGGCUGCACAGUGGUAGUGAAACCAGCAGAAGAUACACCUUUAUCUGCUUUAGCACUUGCUGAGCUUGCGAAUCAGGCUGGAAUUCCUGCAGGAGUAUAUAAUGUUAUUCCAUGUUCUAGGCAGCAGGCAGCAGCAGUUGGGGAAUUUCUGUGCACUGAUCCCUUGGUAGCCAAAAUCUCUUUUACUGGAUCAACAGCUACAGGAAAGAUACUGCUGCGUCAUGCUGCUGGCACUGUGAAGAGAGUCUCCAUGGAGCUUGGCGGACAUGCUCCAUUCAUAGUGUUUGACAGCGCUGAUGUAGACAAAGCAGUUGCAGGAGCUUUAGCUUCUAAAUACAGAAACUCUGGCCAGACCUGUGUAUGUACAAACCGCUUCUUGGUGCAAAAAGGGAUCCAUGAUGCAUUUGUGGAAAAGUUUGCACAAGCCAUUAAGAAAGAGCUGCGUGUUGGCAAUGGAUUUGAAGAGGGGACUACCCAGGGGCCCCUCAUUAAUGAAAAAGCUGUGGAAAAGGUUGAGAAACACGUUGAUGAUGCAGUUUCCCAAGGAGCAUCCAUAAUUACAGGAGGAAAAAGACACAGUUAUGGAAAAAACUUUUUUGAGCCAACUCUACUCAGCAAUGUCACAACAGGCAUGUUGUGUACACAAGAAGAGACUUUUGGUCCUUUGGCACCUGUUAUCAAGUUUAAUACAGAGGAAGAAGCUCUUGCCAUAGCAAAUUCAGCCAACGUGGGCUUAGCAGGUUAUUUCUACUCUCGGGACCCUGCUCAGAUUUGGAGAGUUGCAGAGCGCUUGGAGGUUGGAAUGGUUGGCAUUAAUGAAGGAAUCGUGUCUUCUGUAGAGUGUCCUUUUGGUGGCAUAAAACAAUCUGGGCUUGGAAGAGAAGGAUCAAAAUAUGGUGUCGAUGAAUAUUUGGAAAUAAAGUAUGUUUGUUUUGGAGGCUUACAGUAGCCAUUAUGAAUAUGAAACCGAGGUACAGCUAGAAAUUGUUUUGGAACAUUUACAAGUGAUGUACAUAAACAUUGAGUUUCCCCCACGAACGUGAAGGAAAUUACGUUUAUGCAGAUAAGUUUUUAUCUACAAUUAUGAUAGUAUAUC
This is a messenger RNA of Gekko japonicus, 2082 nucleotides long. It is a transcript of the gene ALDH5A1, whose product is annotated as aldehyde dehydrogenase 5 family member A1. The transcript is spliced from 10 exons. Gene Ontology annotation, biological process: GABA catabolic process. NCBI's taxonomy places the organism in Eukaryota, Metazoa, Chordata, Lepidosauria, Squamata, Gekkonidae. The record is from RefSeq and is a predicted model, not a curated record. Gene Ontology annotation, molecular function: succinate-semialdehyde dehydrogenase (NAD+) activity. Bases 325 to 1935 code for a protein of 536 amino acids.